This is a messenger RNA of Phyllostomus hastatus (greater spear-nosed bat), 3320 nucleotides long. RefSeq names its product potassium voltage-gated channel subfamily D member 1 (gene KCND1). Gene Ontology annotation, biological process: potassium ion transmembrane transport; protein homooligomerization. Gene Ontology annotation, molecular function: A-type (transient outward) potassium channel activity; protein binding. The record is from RefSeq and is a predicted model, not a curated record. NCBI's taxonomy places the organism in Eukaryota, Metazoa, Chordata, Mammalia, Chiroptera, Phyllostomidae. Gene Ontology annotation, cellular component: membrane; voltage-gated potassium channel complex. The transcript has 6 exons. Bases 208 to 2157 code for a protein of 649 amino acids.
GUCCCUCCCAGACCCUGUAAAUGGCCCCCAAGCUCCUGCCCCUGUCUCUAGUUCCUCCUCCAGGUUCCUCUUGGCAUCUCUAGACAUCCCCAGUUUCCUUGUGCGAGUGCCCCAGGUCCCCUCCAAGCCCCCAUCAUCCUGGAGACAGCCACAUUCUCCUAAAGGCCACCGCCCCCAAGUCUCGGAGGGCCUGGGGUAAGCGGCAAGAUGGCGGCAGGCGUGGCCACGUGGCUGCCUUUUGCACGGGCUGCUGCAGUGGGCUGGCUGCCCCUGGCCCAGCAGCCGCUGCCCCCAGCACCAGGGGUGAAGGCAUGUCGAGGAGAUGAGGUUCUGGUGGUGAACGUGAGCGGAAGGCGCUUUGAGACCUGGAAGAACACACUGGACCGCUACCCAGACACCCUACUGGGCAGUUCAGAGAAGGAAUUCUUCUACAAUGCUGAUUCUGGCGAGUACUUCUUCGAUCGCGACCCGGACAUGUUCCGACAUGUGCUGAACUUCUACCGCACUGGCCGUCUGCACUGCCCGCGGCAGGAGUGCAUCCAGGCCUUCGAUGAAGAACUGGCCUUUUAUGGCCUGGUACCUGAGCUUGUUGGUGACUGCUGCCUGGAAGAGUACCGGGACCGCAAGAAGGAGAAUGCAGAGCGCCUGGCGGAAGAUGAGGAAGCUGAGCAGGCCGCGGACGGGCCAGCCUUGCGGGCUGGCAGCUCCCUUCGCCAGAGGCUUUGGCGGGCCUUCGAGAACCCACAUACGAGCACUGCAGCCCUCGUCUUCUACUACGUGACCGGCUUUUUCAUCGCCGUGUCAGUCAUCGCCAACGUGGUCGAGACCAUCCCGUGCCGCAGCCCCGCGCGACGGCCUUCGAGGGAGCAGCCCUGUGGCGAACGCUUCCCACUGGCCUUUUUCUGCAUGGACACGGCCUGUGUGCUCAUAUUCACGGGUGAAUAUCUCCUGCGGCUGUUUGCUGCCCCCAGCCGCUGCCGCUUCCUGCGGAGUGUAAUGAGCCUCAUUGAUGUGGUGGCCAUCCUGCCAUACUACAUCGGGCUCUUUGUGCCCAAGAACGAGGAUGUCUCUGGCGCCUUUGUCACCCUUCGUGUGUUCCGGGUGUUCCGCAUCUUCAAGUUCUCCCGGCACUCACAGGGCUUGCGAAUUCUGGGCUACACACUCAAGAGCUGCGCCUCUGAGCUGGGCUUUCUCCUCUUUUCCCUUACCAUGGCCAUCAUCAUCUUUGCCACUGUCAUGUUUUAUGCUGAGAAGGGCACAAACAAGACCAACUUUACUAGCAUCCCCGCAGCCUUCUGGUAUACCAUUGUCACCAUGACCACACUUGGAUAUGGAGACAUGGUGCCCAGCACCAUUGCUGGCAAGAUUUUCGGAUCCAUCUGCUCACUCAGUGGUGUCUUGGUCAUUGCCCUGCCUGUGCCAGUCAUUGUUUCCAACUUCAGCCGCAUCUACCACCAGAACCAGCGUGCUGACAAGCGCCGAGCACAGCAGAAGGUGCGUUCAGCAAGGAUCCGGUUGGCAAAGAGUGGUACCACCAACGCCUUCCUGCAGUACAAGCAGAACGGGGGCCUUGAGGACAAUGGCAGUGGGGAGGAACAGGCAGUGUGUGUCAGGAACCGUUCUGCUUUUGAACAACAACAUCACCACUUGCUGCAUUGUCUAGAGAAGACAACGUGUCAUGAGUUCACAGACGAGUUAACCUUCAAUGAAGCCCUGGGUGCCGUCUCACUGGGUGGCUGUACCAGCCGCAGCACCUCUGUGUCCUCCCAGCCUGUAGGUCCUGGAAGCCUGCUAUCCUCUUGCUGCCCCCGCAGGGCAAAGCGCCGUGCCAUUCGCCUUGCCAACUCCACUGCCUCGGUAAGCCGUGGCAGCAUGCAGGAGUUGGACACUCUGGCAGGGCUGCGGAGGAGUCCUGCCUCUCAGAGCCGCUCAAGCCUCAAUGCCAAGCCCCAUGACAGCAUUGACUUGAACUGCGACAGUCGGGACUUCGUGGCUGCCAUCAUCAGUAUCCCUACCCCUCCUGCCAACACUCCAGAUGAGAGCCAACCUUCUUCUCCUGGUGGUGGUGGUGGUGGUGGGGCCAGCAGCAACCUUAGGAACUCCAGCCUGGGUACCCCUUGCCUCCUCCCUGAGACUGUCAAGAUCUCUUCCUUGUGAGGGGUGGGCCUGCCCAUCCAGAGGGCCCUCUUGAUUCUUGGGGACUCCUUUCCAAAGCCAUAUUUUGGGGAGACAGACAGGGGCAGGCUUGGGGACCUCGUCUUCCCCCAACUGAGAACUAUGCAAUGGAGUUUCAUGGAAUAGCCUACUUUGUGGGGAUAUAGUCAGGGAAUGGGACAUUCCCCACACCCAUUUUCCUGGUGGGAGCUGAAUCAUUGAGCUUCCUCAGGCCCUGGCCUCCUUGCCUCAGCAUAGUGGGACCAGACCCUCUCCCUGAGUUGGCCUCCUGCAUGCUCCUUCCCUUGGGCCCUCAGGCUCCCAGGCUCCCACCUGACAUCUGAGCUCUGGCCUGAGAAGAAGAGGUGAGACUUCCUCUUCUCUUUAUCAGGACUGUGGAGGUUUGGGGGUUCAAGGAUUAGAACCAUUACCUCUGAUCUGGCCCCUCAGAGAGGUCCCCACCCUUCACCAGGCCAACAGCGCCCAAAUUCCAAGCUUGGAAUGCUGCCACAGGCUUCAAGGGCUGUGGCCUCAGCAGUGACCUUCCACCCCCAGGCUGUGGCUCAAGAGUGAGGCUGCCUCUCCCAACACACACAAAUAGCACAAACAUUACCCCUCUUCCCUAGCUGCUGGGAAUGGGUCCUCGCAACCCCAUCCUCUACUGGGCCCCCAGCAAACUCUAGCAAUAGCAUCUGCUGCCAUGACAUUAUGCAAAGCCUCUGCCCAGUUUGCUGCAGCAUUUACAUCUGCCCUAAUCACAGGGGCCACCUCUAAUACUCCUCCUCUCUCCUCUGGUGUGCUUCCUUCCUGGGUUGGGCUGGAGUCUGGACUGACUGAGAUAAGCACCUGGCAACCAGCAAGGGCUGGGCUGGGUUUGGAGAUCACGAGCUGAUUCCCUGUUCUUGGGCAGGAGUCCAGAAGCCUCAGGGGCUGAGGCCUGCGUUGUUAUUGAACUCUGGGAGUUGUAGGAGGCAGGAAAAACUUCUUUAUCUUCUCCUCCCCCACAACAUCUGUUCCUGUAUUCCUCUCUCUUCUCCUUCUUGGGUCACCUUCUGGAACUCUGUUUUUGCACUCAGGCUGAUAUCUGGCAUCAUCUCAGGUUCCCUGUCCCCAGCACUGUCCCUGUGGAACUGGUGGCUGACAAAGAUGUAGUUUCCAUCAGUCAA